UUCCUCAUUUGGGGCUUGGUUGAGUUGAGCUUUGGGGUGUUGGUGGCAGCGCUGAGGGGCCCCUCGCUGCCCUCAUCAUGGCAUCUGCUCUCACCGUCCUCCUCCUAGGCUGCUGGCUGGCCGGGCACAGCGGGGUGUGGGGACAGCCCAGCUACCCCAAACCCACCAUCUCUGGGAUCCCCAGCGAGGGGGUUUCCUUGGGGGGAUCCGUGAGCAUCUGGUGUAAGGGGCAGCACCAGACCGUGCAGUUCGUGCUGAAUAAAGAUGGACGCCACAUCCAAAGUGUGGAUUCGGACUCACAGGCUCUGUUUCUCAUCAACAACCUGAGCAGGGAGCACGGCGGGAACUACAAAUGCUCCUAUCACAGCAGAUUGGAGCCGUUCAAGAAGUCAGACCCCAGCGACCCCGUGGAGUUGGUGGUGAGAGAUCCCAGCUUACCCAGACCCAACAUCUCUCUGAGCCCCACUGGGGUCGUGGCCUCAGGGGCAGACGUCACCAUCCGGUGUCAGGGGCAGCACCGGGACGUGAGGUUCUUCGUGCACAAGGCUGGAGACCUGAACCCGCAGCGACACAUGGACCCUGCUGGGGACGGGGCCAAGUUCCGCAUCCCCAGCGUGGGCCGUCAGGACGGAGGGAGCUACAGCUGCAGCUACCGGCGCACAUCAGAGCCCUUCGUCUCUUCGCAGCCCAGCGACCCCGUGCAGCUCAUGGUAGCAGCAGCCCCCCCAGGGCACCCGGAUUUCACCUACUCCAACAUCGCCCGCCUGGUGCUGAGCACCAUGGUCCUGUUUGUCCUGGGGCUGAUCCUGUCUGAGGCCUAUUACAGCCACCUGAGGGGAGCACCUAGCGCUGAGGGGCCCCUCGCUGCCCCCAUCAUGGCAUCUGCUCUCACCGUCCUCCUCCUCUGCUGCUGGCUGGCCGGGCACAGCGGGGUGUGGGGACAGCCCAGCUACCCCAAACCCACCAUCUCUGGGAUCCCCAGCGAGGGGGUUUCCUUGGGGGGAUCCGUGAGCAUCUGGUGUAAGGGGCAGCACCAGACCGUGCAGUUCGUGCUGAAUAAAGAUGGACGCCACAUCCAAAGUGUGGAUUCGGACUCACAGGCUCUGUUUCUCAUCAACAACCUGAGCCGGGAGCACGGCGGGAACUACAACUGCUCCUAUCACAGCAGAUUGGAGCCGUUCAAGAAGUCAGACCCCAGCGACCCCGUGGAGUUGGUGGUGAGAGAUCCCAGCUUACCCAGACCCUCCAUCUCUCUGAGCCCCACUGGGGUCGUGACCUCAGGGGCAGACGUCACCAUCCGGUGUCAGGGGCAGCGCCGGGACGUGAGGUUCUUUGUGCACAAGGCUGAAGACCGGAACCCGCAGCGACACAUGGACCCUGCUGGGGACGGGGCCGAGUUCCGCAUCCCCAGUGUGGGCCGGCAGCACGGAGGGAGCUACAGCUGCAGCUACCGGCCCCCAUCAGAGCCCUUCGUCUCCUCGCAGCCCAGCGACACCGUGGAGCUGGUGGUAGCAGAUCCCAGCUUACCCAGACCCAACAUCUCCCUGAGCCCCACUGGGGUCACCCCCACAGAGGCAGACGUCACCAUCCGGUGUGAGGUGCAGCUCCGGGACGUGAGUUUCUUCCUGCACAAGGGUGGAGACCUGAACCCGCAGCGACACAUGGACCCUGCUGGUGCCGGGGCCGAGUUCCGCAUCCCCAGCGUGGGCCGGCAGCACGGAGGGAGCUACAGCUGCAGCUACCGGCCCCAGUCAAAGCCCUUUAUCUCCUCGCUGCCCAGUGACCCCGUGGAGCUGGAGGUGGCAGAGCCCACUCUGCCCAAGCCCUCCAUCAGCCCCAGUGGGGAGGUCUCCCUGGGGGGAUCUGUGUCCGUCCGCUGUCAGGGGCUGCGCCCGGGCGUGCGGUUCGUGCUGAAUAAAGGGAGACGCCAUGUUGCACACGUUGAUACGGAGAAGUUGGAGUUUGUGUUUCCCAUCAACAACGUGCAGCGGGAGCAGGGCGGGAACUACAGCUGCUCCCAUCACAGCAGAUCGUUCACCAAGUGGAGCGACCCCGUGGAGCUGGUGGUGAGAGGAUAAGGACCAGCCCCGAGACAGAGCAGAUGAGACCCCAGCUCUGCUCCCCACCCUGAUCUACCUGCGCUAGGAUUCAGGACUCCUGGUUUCUCUCCCCCACUCAGGGAGGGGAGUGGGAUCUAAUGGGUAGAUAAGGGGGGCUGGGAGUCAGGACUCCUGGUUUCUCUCCCCGGCUCGGGAUGGGAAGUGGUGUCUAGUAGUUACAACAGGGGGGUGAGGAGGUUUUAAUGUUGUACUUUUUAGUUAUUUUCCUAAUGAUAGCUUGAUUCUCAUUAGUUGAUAACCAUGAAAAACGGUUAAUUGG
Messenger RNA from Mauremys reevesii (Reeves's turtle), 2379 nucleotides. Its product is annotated as immunoglobulin superfamily member 1-like. The coding region runs from base 78 to 2078 and encodes 666 amino acids. The record is from RefSeq and is a predicted model, not a curated record. The transcript is spliced from 12 exons. Lineage: Eukaryota; Metazoa; Chordata; Testudines; Geoemydidae.